This is a messenger RNA of Jatropha curcas, 429 nucleotides long. Its product is annotated as 2S seed storage albumin protein. The record is from RefSeq and is a predicted model, not a curated record. Lineage: Eukaryota; Viridiplantae; Streptophyta; Magnoliopsida; Malpighiales; Euphorbiaceae. Gene Ontology annotation, molecular function: nutrient reservoir activity.
AUGGCAAAGCUAAUUACCUCAACUGCUCUAAUCUGCAUUCUUCUAGUGAUCAUAGCCAAUGCAGUCUCCGGCCAUAUGACAACCACCACCACCACCACCACCGUUGAAAUGGACGAUGCUUAUGAAGUUCGGGAAAUGUGCAAGAGAGAAGCUGAAAGAACAAAUUUGAGCUCUUGUGAGAGGUAUAUAAGACAGUCGAGAACAAGGUCAGAAGCUCUGUUAGCUAUGAAAGGAAUCGAAAACCGGCACCAUAACGUUCCUAGACAAUGUUGUGACCAAGCAAGGAAGCUACGUGCCAUUUGUCGAUGUGAAUCCAUAUUGUAUCUACCAGAGAAGCAAGGAUUUGUUGGAAGCGAAGAAUAUGAAGAGGCAGAGAGUAGGUCUUACAAUAUAAUCGAUGUUUGCUUUGGCUCGGCCUGCCCUCGUUAA